AUGGCGAAGGCCAAAAAAGGCCCCCCAGGAGGGGCGCAGAGACAUAUCCGGGCACGUCUAGAGUACCUCCACAAAGCGGCCGCAUAUCUGCAAGGCGCAGCGGUUUCUCCCAACCUGCCGACGACCGAGUCCUCUAGCAAUGAGCAAGAAGGGAAUCAGACCCUUCAAGCUUCGCCAUCAACGAAUCUACAGCCUUCUCAGACAAAUGCUCUCAAUCGCAAAAUAGCCAAGUCACCUCUUGUCCAUCUCUCGCAACAGUACAUAUCCCACAUGCGUGGAGUAUCCCUGAAGACCCAGCUCCGUUUGCCUAUUCCCGUGAAGAGGUCGUUCUGCAAACGCUGUGGGAUGAUCCUUACUUCGGGAGUGAACAGUGUCCAGGAGCUGAGAAACGAGAGCAAAAACUCCAAGAAACCGUGGGCGAAUGUUCUGGUCAUCCGCUGCAUGACAUGUGGGACAGAAAAGCGUUUCCCUCAGACGCCCAACCGCGGCAAGAAGCUUUCAGAGCGCCGAAAAGAAAAGGACACAGCGGCAGAAAGCUGA
This is a messenger RNA of Penicilliopsis zonata CBS 506.65, 540 nucleotides long. RefSeq lists its product as hypothetical. NCBI's taxonomy places the organism in Eukaryota, Fungi, Ascomycota, Eurotiomycetes, Eurotiales, Aspergillaceae. Gene Ontology annotation, cellular component: nucleolar ribonuclease P complex. The record is from RefSeq and is a predicted model, not a curated record. The transcript has a single exon. Gene Ontology annotation, biological process: tRNA processing. Bases 1 to 540 code for a protein of 179 amino acids.